AUGAUAAAUCUCAACUUUCUCGUCUUACUUCUGUUGAGCAUCUCAACCUCCAUACAUUAUAUAGCUAAUGCUUCUUCGCUUGUGAAGUAUCUUCCUGGUUUUGAAGGUCCUCUUCCUUUUGAGCUCGAGACUGGAUAUGUGAGUAUUGGUGAAUCCGGAGAUGUUGAGCUCUUCUACUACUUUGUGAAAUCAGAGAGAAAUCCAGUAAAAGAUCCUCUCAUGAUUUGGCUCACCGGUGGCCCUGGAUGCAGCUCUAUUUGUGGUUUGCUCUUCGCAAACGGUCCUCUAGCUUUUAAAGGGGAUGUGUAUAAUGGGACAGUGCCUCCUUUAGAGCUAACAUCUUUUUCUUGGACAAAGUGGUUUGUGGAUCACCCUGAGUUUAUAUCGAAUCCAUUUUACGUUGGUGGAGACUCAUAUUCCGGGAAAAUUGUUCCAGGAGUUGUACAACAGAUUUCACUUGGAAAUGAGAAAGGUCUCACACCACUCAUAAAUGUUCAGGGAUAUGUUCUUGGAAACCCUGCGGUCGACUUAAACUUUGAAAAGAACCAUAAAGUUUCGUUUGCUCAUCGGAUGGGACUUAUUUCAGAUGAGCUCUUUCAGUCACUUGGAAAAACUUGUGGAGGCAAAUUCUUCAACGUAGACCCGAGUAAUGCAAAAUGCUCAAAUGAUCUUCAAGAUUAUCAUCAGUGUAUCAUAGAGAUAUACGAAGAGCAGAUUCUGCUACCAAACUGCGAAGUAGAUUACAUCUUAGCAGACCCACCACAAACCUUACCAAACAUGAGAACCAGUAGAAGACGAGAACUGAAGGAUUUUUCAGGAGAAGAUCCAUCAUCUGGUGAUCAUGAUAUGAUGAUACCUUACACUUCAACUGAAGCAUGGAUCAAAUCUCUCAACUAUUCCAUUGUUGAUGACUGGAGACCUUGGAUGAUCACUAGAAAUCAAGUCGCUGGAUUUACAAGGACUUACGCGAACAAUAUGACAUUUGCAACCAUCAAGGCAAUGAUUUCUAAACCCUUUCUUUCUUCUCCAAAGUUUGUGAAGGAAGAAACAAAAAGUGACAUAGAAAGUUUAAUUUUGCAGGGAGGAGGACACACCGCCGAGUAUAACCCAAACCAAUGUUCACUUAUGUUUAAGAGAUGGAUUGUUGGAGAACCUCUCUGA
This is a messenger RNA of Microthlaspi erraticum, 1161 nucleotides long. The record is from the annotation of a GenBank genome assembly. NCBI's taxonomy places the organism in Eukaryota, Viridiplantae, Streptophyta, Magnoliopsida, Brassicales, Brassicaceae.